Messenger RNA from Pipistrellus nathusii (Nathusius's pipistrelle), 3459 nucleotides. Lineage: Eukaryota; Metazoa; Chordata; Mammalia; Chiroptera; Vespertilionidae. The record is from the annotation of a GenBank genome assembly.
AUGAGGAAAUUCAACAUCAGGAAGGUGCUGGACGGCCUGACCGCCGGCUCGUCCUCGGCCUCGCAGCAGCCGCCGCCGCAGCAGCACACGCCGGGGAGUCGGGAGCCCGAGAUCCAGGAGACGCUCCAGUCCGAGCACUUCCAGCUCUGCAAGACUGUUCGCCAUGGAUUUCCCUAUCAACCCUCAGCCCUGGCCUUCGAUCCUGUACAGAAGAUCCUAGCAGUGGGAACUCAGACUGGUGCUUUAAGGCUCUUUGGUCGUCCAGGAGUAGAAUGUUAUUGCCAGCAUGACAGUGGAUCUGCAGUCAUCCAGCUCCAGUUCCUGAUUAAUGAGGGAGCUCUUGUGAGUGCCUUGGCUGAUGAUACAUUGCAUUUAUGGAAUUUACGCCAAAAGAGACCUGCCAUACUACAUUCACUUAAAUUUUGUAGAGAAAGGAUUACAUUUUGCCAUUUGCCUUUCCAGAGUAAAUGGCUCUAUGUGGGCACUGAACGAGGUAACAUACAUAUUGUCAACGUGGAGUCCUUCACCCUCUCAGGCUACGUCAUUAUGUGGAAUAAAGCCAUUGAACUGUCAUCUAAGUCUCAUCCAGGACCUAUUGUACAUAUAAGUGAUAAUCCAAUGGAUGAAGGAAAGCUUUUGAUUGGCUUUGAAUCUGGAACAGUAGUUUUAUGGGACCUCAAGUCAAAAAAAGGCGACUACAGAUACACGUAUGAUGAGGCUAUCCACUCAGUGGCUUGGCAUCAUGAAGGAAAACAAUUUAUUUGUAGUCAUUCCGAUGGCACCUUGACUAUAUGGAAUGUGAGGUCUCCUGCUAAACCUGUACAGACAAUCACUCCCCACGGAAAACAGUUAAAGGAUGGGAAGAAGCCAGAACCAUGCAAACCUAUACUCAAGGUGGAAUUCAAAACGUCUAGAUCUGGGGAGCCUUUUAUUAUUUUAUCAGGAGGUUUGUCAUAUGAUACUGUAGGAAGAAGACCUUGCUUAACAGUUAUGCAUGGGAAAAGUACUGCAGUGCUAGAAAUGGACUAUUCCAUUGUUGAUUUCCUAACACUGUGUGAAACACCAUACACAAAUGAUUUUCAGGAACCAUAUGCCGUUGUUGUUCUUCUAGAAAAGGACUUAGUACUUAUAGACCUUGCACAAAAUGGAUAUCCUAUAUUUGAAAAUCCCUACCCUUUGAGUAUACAUGAAUCCCCUGUUACAUGUUGUGAAUAUUUUGCUGAUUGUCCUGUGGACCUUAUUCCUGCACUUUAUUCUGUUGGAGCUAGACAGAAACGUCAAGGUUACAGCAAAAAGGAGUGGCCCAUCAAUGGAGGUAAUUGGGGUUUGGGUGCUCAAAGUUACCCAGAAAUAAUUAUUACAGGGCAUGCUGAUGGGUCUGUUAAGUUCUGGGAUGCUUCUGCAAUAACUCUACAAGUAUUAUAUAAACUAAAGACAGCUAAAGUAUUUGAAAAGUCAAGAAAUAAAGAUGACAAGCCAAACACAGACAUUGUAGAUGAAGAUCCAUAUGCCAUUCAAAUCAUCUCCUGGUGUCCCGAAAGUAGAAUGCUGUGCAUAGCCGGAGUUUCAGCUCAUGUCAUUAUUUAUAGAUUCAGCAAACAAGAAGUUAUUAUAGAAGUCAUUCCGAUGCUUGAAGUUCGAUUGUUAUAUGAGAUAAAUGAUGUGGAAUCCCCGGAGGCUGAACAGGCGCCACCUCUGUCAACCCCAGUGGGGGCUACCAGUCCUCAGCCCAUCCCACCUCAGUCUCAUCCUUCCACCAGUAGCAGUUCCUCUGAUGGCCUUCGAGACAAUGUCCCUUGUUUAAAAGUUAAAAAUUCACCACUUAAGCAGUCUCCAGGUUAUCAAACAGAACUAGUUAUUCAGUUGGUGUGGGUGGGUGGAGAACCACCACAACAAAUAACCAGCCUGGCAGUCAAUUCUUCCUAUGGAUUGGUUGUUUUUGGCAAUUGUAAUGGCAUUGCGAUUGUUGACUACCUUCAGAAGGCAGUACUCCUCAAUUUGGGCACUAUUGAAUUAUAUGGCUCCAACGAUCCUUACAGGAGAGAACCCCGGUCUCCUCGUAAAUCUCGACAACCUUCAGGAGCAGGUCUCUGUGAUAUUAAUGAAGGGACUGUAGUCCCAGAGGAUCGCUGCAAAUCUCCAACUUCUGGUUCUUCAUCACCACUCAAUUCAGAUGAUGAACAAAAAAUGAAUAAUUUUAUAGAAAAGGUGAAGACCAAAAGCAGAAAGUUUUCCAAGAUGGUAGCCAGUGAUAUAGCAAAGAUGUCAAGGAAGUUAAGCUUGCCUACUGACCUAAAGCCUGACUUAGAUGUGAAAGAUAACUCCUUCAGCCGGUCCCGGAGUUCAAGCGUAACCAGCAUUGAUAAAGAAUCUCGAGAAGCCAUAUCUGCUCUCCAUUUUUGUGAAACUUUUACUCGAAAGGCGGAUUCGUCUCCUUCCCCCUGCUUAUGGGUUGGUACUACACUGGGGACAGUGCUUGUCAUUGCACUGAACCUCCCCCCAGGAGGAGAGCAAAGACUUCUUCAGCCAGUAAUUGUGUCUCCAAGUGGUACUGUAUUGAGGUUAAAGGGAGGGAUCCUGAGAAUGGCAUUCCUGGACACCACAGGCUGCUUAGUGCCACCUGCCUAUGAAUCCUGGAGAGAAUACAACGUUCCUGAAGAAAAAGAUGAAAAGGAGAAAUUGAAAAAAAAGCGGCCAGUCUCUGUAUCCCCUUCCUCCUCUCAGGAAAUUAAUGAAAACCAGUAUGCAGUGAUUUGUUCUGAAAAGCAAGCAAAAGUAAUCGCACUGCCAACUCAGAACUGUGCUUAUAAGCAAAACAUUACAGAGACCUCGUUUGUUCUUCGGGGAGAUAUUGUGGCAUUGAGUAACAGUAUCUGCCUUGCCUGCUUCUGUGCCAAUGGACAUAUUAUGACUUUUAGUUUGCCAAGUUUAAGGCCUCUAUUGGAUGUGUAUUACUUGCCCCUUACCAAUAUGCGGAUAGCCAGAACGUUCUGCUUCACCAACAAUGGACAAGCAUUAUAUCUUGUUUCACCUACAGAAAUCCAGAGACUCACUUACAGCCAAGAGACCUGUGAAAAUCUUCAAGAAAUGUUGGGUGAACUCUUCACUCCUGUAGAAACACCUGAAGCACCAAACAGGGGAUUCUUUAAAGGCUUAUUUGGAGGUGGUGCACAGUCUCUUGAUAGAGAAGAACUAUUUGGAGAAUCGUCCUCAGGAAAGGCUUCGAGAAGUCUUGCACAACAUAUCCCUGGUCCUGGUGGCAUUGAAGGUGUGAAAGGAGCAGCAUCUGGAGUCGUUGGUGAAUUAGCACGAGCCAGGUUGGCACUGGAUGAAAGAGGGCAGAAACUGGGUGACCUGGAAGAAAGAACCACAGCUAUGUUGUCCAGUGCAGAUUCAUUUUCUAAACAUGCUCAUGAGAUGAUGUUGAAAUACAAAGAUAAGAAGUGGUACCAGUUCUGA